UCAAAGAGAUGCUGUAUGCAGCUCAGGACCAGGCCCCUUCUAUAGAAGUCACAGACGAGGACGCAGUGAAAAGGUAUUUUGCCAAGUUUGAAGAGAAGUUCUUCCAAACCUGUGAGAAAGAACUUGCCAAAAUCAACACUUUCUAUUCAGAAAAACUUGCAGAAGCUCAGCGCAGGUCCGCUACUCUUCAGACUGAGUUACAGUCAACUUUGGACGCACAGAGAGAAGCCAGUGGGAUUUCCACGCUGCGGCAGCGCAGAAAGCCGGUCUUCCACCUGUCCCAUGAAGAGCGUGUCCAGCAUAGGAACAUCAAAGACCUGAAAUUGGCCUUCAGCGAGUUCUACCUCAGCCUCAUCUUACUGCAGAACUAUCAGAACCUAAACUUCACUGGCUUCCGCAAGAUCUUAAAGAAGCAUGACAAGAUCCUGGAGACCUCACGAGGAGCGGACUGGCGCGUGGCCCAGGUGGAAGUGGCACCAUUCUACACUUGCAAGAAAAUCAAUCAGCUUAUCUCUGAAACAGAGGCAGUGGUGACCAAUGAGUUAGAAGAUGGAGACAGGCAGAAGGCUAUGAAACGAUUGCGUGUUCCACCCUUGGGAGCAGCUCAGCCUGCACCAGCCUGGACUACGUUCAGGGUUGGAUUGUUCUGCGGAAUAUUCAUUGUACUGAACAUCACUGUCAUACUUUCAGGUGUGGUUUUUAUAGAUGGACCAAAUGUGUGGCCACUGGUGAGAAUCUAUCGAGGUGGCUUUCUCCUGAUAGAAUUCCUCUUUCUCCUGGGCAUCAACACAUAUGGCUGGAGGCAGGCUGGAGUAAACCAUGUCCUCAUCUUUGAACUCAAUCCCCGCAGCAACUUGUCCCAUCAACAUCUCUUUGAGAUUGCUGGAUUUCUCGGGGUUUUGUGGUGCCUGAGCCUGCUGGCAUGUAUAUAUGGUAAAUUCACCUACAUCCCUAUGCAGGUGAAUCCACUCAUCCUGUAUGGCUUCAUGUUACUUUUUCUCAUCAACCCUACCAAAACUUUAUACUACAAGUCCCGUUUUUGGCUGCUCAAACUAUUGUUUCGGGUGUUCACGGCUCCCUUCCACAAGGUGGGCUUCGCAGACUUCUGGCUGGCUGAUCAGCUCAACAGCCUGGCUGUGAUCCUCAUGGAUCUGGAGUACAUGAUCUGUUUCUACAGCUUUGAGCUUCAGUGGGAGAACAACGCUGGACUUCUGGCCAACACAGAUAAUCAAAUCUGUAACAGCUACUCCUACGGAGUGAGAGCAGUUGUCCAGUGCAUCCCCGCUUGGUUGCGAUUCAUCCAGUGCCUGCGUCGUUACCGCGAUACCAAACGGGCCUUUCCUCAUCUGGUUAAUGCUGGAAAAUAUUCCACCACCUUCUUCAUGGUGACAUUUGCAGCCCUCUAUAGCACUCACAAAGCUAAAAACCACAGUGAUACCCAAGUGUUCUUCUACCUGUGGAUUAUCUUCUAUUUCAUCAGCUCCUGCUAUACCCUUAUUUGGGACCUGAAGAUGGAUUGGGGUCUCUUUGACAAAAAUGCUGGUGAAAAUACCUUUCUUCGAGAAGAGAUCGUCUACCCACAGAAAGCAUACUACUAUUGUGCCAUUGUAGAGGACGUGAUCCUGCGUUUUGCCUGGACCAUCCAGGUCUCCCUCACUUCCAUGCAGAUCUUUCCAUAUGCUGGGGACAUAAUUUCCACUGUCUUUGCCCCACUUGAGGUUUUCCGACGGUUUGUGUGGAACUUCUUCCGGCUGGAGAACGAGCACCUGAAUAACUGUGGUGAGUUCCGUGCCGUGCGGGACAUCUCCGUGGCACCGCUCAACGCCGAUGAUCAGACACUCUUGGAGCAGAUGAUGGACCAGGAAGAUGGUGUCCGAAACCGCCAGAAGAACAAACAGUGGAAGCGCAGCCAGAGCGUGUCCUUGCGCAGACCUCGUCUUGCUUCGCAGUCCAAGGCUCGUGACACUAAGGUAUUGAUAGAGGACACAGACGACGAAGCGAACACAUGAAACUGCCGCAGUCUCUUAUUCCGCAUCCCUUAUUUUCCGUUCUAUUCCCCUCUUCCCCAAGUAACCCAAUCUCUGGUACAGUUCCAGUUGAAAACAGGAGAAAACACUGAACAUGUUUUCCGAGCUCUUCCAGACCGGAUCCUAUGGACUCCAACAAGCUCACUGUGUUUUGUUUCGUUUCUUCUGGGUUAAUUUUGAUUUUCUAUUUUAAAAAAUAAAAUAUUUUACUUCAUUUUGCCAAUCAAGAGGACAGUUCAGGAAAGAAGGAUUGUUUACAGUCUCAACAAGGACAUACAAACCUAUCUGGAUGAAGAAGCAUCAUAGGGACUCCCUAAUGGGACAGUGCCGAGACCAUGCUCGGUUUCUGCUUGACCCGGUUUUGACUGGUUGAAACCGGACUUAGGUUUUUAAAUCUGAUUUUUUGUUUUUGUUUUUUUCCUUCAUAUCCAGCGCUGAGGCACUGGCUGCACUUGCAGGGAAAGUGCACUUAGAGCAGUAUCUUCAUUCAUGAAGCUACUUUUUAAUUUGAUGUAACUUUUCUUAUAAUUUUUUGGAAAUAUGAUGUAUCUGUUGCAUAUAGUUUUCACAUUAUUUAUGAAACUUAACAACCAUAUGAGAGUGAUUUUGAGUCCUGUGCAAUGAAGGUUGUAAUGGUAAAACAAAGCCGGGAACGUAGAUCUAGAUCUCUAGGGUUAUGGGGUUAUGCCUUGCAAAUACCCCUCUCCUGAGACAACUUGCACCCGUUUACCUUUUUUCUCUUACUUUCUUUUCAAUUUUAUUUUAAACCAAAGUUUCUCUUUCUAAUUUUUAGUUGCUGCUACUGCUUCAGAUGCCUGGGCAUAUCUCAUGUGCCAGUUCAUCCCCGACUUUCCAUGCAGCUGUGUGAAAGUAGAGCAAAUGAUCCUAAAACCUUUUUAAAGGAGAGUUAGGUCCUGCCAAUAGCACAAACAGCUAGGCAAACUAAGGGUUGAGAACUUCAUUGUCCAGAUCAACAGUUGUUUUUCAUAGCCUUAAUCUUCACCGGAUAAAGCGAGGGCACGAUCCAUUGCAUGCCAGGCAGGGAGCUUUCCUGGCCUUCUCCUGCAGCUCUGUACGGCAAAAGCAAAGUGGGGCAAGGUGAGGACGAGAUCUUUCCUGUGGACAGGGUGGGGAAUUUAGCAGGCUUUGGUUCAGGGGUGGUUGUGCUUCGAAGAGCUGCCAUGGAGCAAGGAAAGGAUUGUAUUGUGCCCACCUAAUAGGGAAGUGGAAGUUGAAAUAAAAGGCCCCCUCACGAUGGCUGUUUUCCCCGACUUUGGAAAAAGGCCCUCAGGCAUUGUCCCAGCACGCUUUCCCAGGGUUUGAUUGCUGUCUAUGCCCUUUGCCCAGUCUUAUCACCUCACUUGAGGAAGCGUGAUCCUGCCGAGCAGACUCAGGUAAAGGGCAUCUGUAUUGCUAAGUUGUAUAGGAACAAUGAUGAUAACUUGAUACUGGUCUCCUGUCCCUUAGAAGAAGAAACAUGCCUGGGGCAGCUGUGCUGCCCAGCUGCAGGCUGUGCACGCAGGGUCCCAGUGCUCAUUGGCAUCGUGUGAUGUGCCUGCCCCGCUCUCGCCCAGAACGCUGUCAGUGGCUGAGGGAAGCUCCUCAGUUCCCUUGAACCCCCUGUCCAGCCCAGAGCUGAAUUUCGCAGCCAGGACUGCUGAAGUUUGUCGUGUUGGUAUGGGCAUGGUCCUCGGGACUGCGGCUCUCCUUCCUUAACCACCUUUCCUUGCGUCCCAGCUCUUUGGCAGCUGUCGCCAUGUAGCUACUGCUAGGACUGCAAGUGAGAGUUGAAACCCUUAAAGUAGGAUCGUUGUGUUGAUGUCUGUCCACGGACUCGCGUCUAGUUGUGACAAUGGAAUAGUAGGAGUCCCUGCUCAGCUGCUGUUCAGUUGAUAUUAUUUUUUCAUUAGCUAAUAGCAUGGUUUCUCACAUGACUGGUGCAUUGCGUUUUCUGUUUGCCUGCUGUGCCUCUUGCCCAGAGGAACUGAAGAAGGAAACUUAGUUCUCUUCGUUUAAUUUCAAAUAGGUAAAAAUAACUUAAGUAGUAGUAAACCGGUGCCCCUUGACAGAACAAGGGCAACAUUGCAAAUCUGUAGCUACCUACACUUCUGUGACAUGCUCUAAACUUACCAAGAAACUCUGAUGGACCUGCCAGGAAAUGCCUCUGCUCUGUCAUUGAUCUGCUGACUGUGAUUGUGUCCUUAUGGUGGAGUAGAUGAUGUGCGUGUCGUGUCGCUCCUCCUGUGCGGCUAGCUGCUGUUUCAGCCUCAGUCCGCUCCGACAGGAGGGAGUCUGAACAACGGGGACUAGCGGGGAGUUCUGCUCUUCGUCCUUUCGGUGCCCGGGAGUCUGGCUUCCCUUGUUUAACUCCCUGCAGUCUAUUGUUCAUACUAAACAGAGGUUCCUGUUCAUAUGGAAGUGGAGUCUGGGAUAUAAAGCCCCUUAUAAUGUCUUGUUUUUUCAUUGGCGUUGCAGCAAUUGUUGCCGUGUUCAAAUCUUUCAUAGGUGCGCAGAGAAUGGGGCGCGCUCUCACGCGGAAGCUAACUAAUAGGGUAUUUUCAGCAACUAGGAACGGUGGAGAAUAGUGAAGCCGUACAUACCUGUGGGUAUUUUAAGAGGAGAGUAGCCACACCAAGGGGAACAAUCCAAAAUAAACAGCUGUUGUUGCUUAAGCAAGUGGUGCGUUAUAAGAAGAAACAGAGCUUACUGGUAAUUCUCCCUUUUGGAGGGAAUGAAAAAAAGUACUUUGCAGCUUGGUACAGAGAGCAAUGUUAUGGUGAGACAAAACCACUAGGAAUUCUCUGCCUUCCUGAGCUCGGCUGGGGAGAGCUGGGUAUGUUUAGGUGGCCUGCUUCUCACGUUAGUGAGCAGUAGUGCAGGAUCUUACGAUUUGAUCCCUAACCUGAAAGGAAGGAUUGAGUUGCAAAUAAUUAUUCUGUAGAUUGUCAAAUCCUUAUGGAAAGCAAGAAUUCCCUCUGUCCAUCUGCUGCUUCGACCUUUCCUCUUCCCUGCUCUGCUCUUUCCUUUUCCUCCUCUUUCUGUCUUUGCUGCCAGGAGAAAUAAGAAAAAGGGGAGGAGAUGUGCUACGGCUAGCAAAUGUUAUCUCCUAAAAUAAAACGUUGUCCCUUUUGGCAGUGAAGAUGCUCUCUCUGAGGAAAGUAGUCUGAAAUCCUGGAAGCAUGGCUUUAAAAGAAUCCCAUUUCCCUGGCACUGCAUGUGUGUAUUCCCUACCUAACAGAGACUUUGGAGAAAUUAGGGGUGCAGGCUCCUCCCAAGAGUUAGCGCUAAGAGCAGGAUGGCUCUGAGAAUGUAAUAACAUCUGGCCAAUCAAAUGAGAUAUAAUAAAGCAGAGCAGAUGGUGGUAGAAAAUUGGCCCUUCGCUCCUUGUGAGCAAUCUGCAAAACAAGAGUGAGAGAAGAUGGUAGUCCUAGGAUGGCUUAAUUUCAUGAGCAGGCUUUGCAGAUGGAAUGGAAAUGGGUAUUAGAAAACACUGCUGGAGGGAGAGAAGUAGGGUGGCAAUCGAGAAGGGGGGUGGGGGGAGGAGCAGAACAAAAAGGAGCUGCGUUAUUUCAUCCAGUGCUUUAAAUGUUGGGACAUUGCUAGAAACCUGGUCUUGACUUCUGAAAGUAGAAGCUGAGACAAUUCUGUGAUCUGGCCACUACAAAGCAGCAUGUCCUCUCAGCUAUUGAGUUCUCCCUCUUUCACUGCAACUCGGUAGGACUGGGGCUUGUCAGAGGUGGUGGUUUCCGCUCGGCUCUGGGGAGGGCGGAAGCCCCUCUUAUCUGGUUGAAGCCCUUAUGAAUGAUCCCAUCUAAAGGGAAGAGAUGCCACCAAUAAGACCGGUGACUGCUGAAGACGGCCAGCACCCUUAGAGGAACUCAUUUCUCCGUGCUCAUUCCCAGAUGCUUUCCAUCCUUCUUGCCCUUCCAAGCAUUUGCAAGGUGCGGGAGGUUAGGAUUUUUGGGUUGCAGACUAUCAUUUGCAGCAUGCAGAGUUUAUAGCUGCUAGCUGGAGUUCCCAGCGUUGCCUCCAGCUCCCACUGCUCUCCGUGGCUUUGGGUGUGCCUCACCGGCAAAUAGUCACCAGCAAAGCCAUGCCCUUCCCCUGCUUUGUAGAAGGGAAUGCCUUGGUCUGUGAAUGCAUCCUUCUGAAAGGAGCAAGGAAGCUGUCAGGGUUGGAGGGGUGAAUAACACCUUAGUCAUAGGGCAGGUUUUGGCUUUACAGAACCAGAUUUGGCAAGCAAGGGUCAGCCUAUGUUGGGCUCUGUCAGCCUGAACUGUUGUUUUCCCACCAUGUCUUAGAAAUGUAUUUGAAGCAUUCAUGGCUGUAGCCUGUGGGUAUCAAAAAAGCUCCUACCUCUCAAAUCCAGGCGUGUUCCCAAAGUCCAAUGUUGCCUGUCUUACACCUCCCCCUGCCCUUCUCCCGGCCGUUCUUAUUUUGUCAGCCUCUUUGCCCUUGCUGUUUUUCUGAAGAUAAUGAGACACAUGGUGUGCAGAGAAGGUGGGCAGUGGCUUUCGGCAGAGAAUCGUAGGGAAGAAAAAUCUCUUGUGGAGCAGCGAGUUUGACCCUUUCUCUAGGCAAUGGAAGCUGCUCUUACUUCCCUGGUCCUUUUCUCGUGUGCUACUUGUUCCGACUGUUGCUGCUGCUUACUGGGGGGCCAAAAAGAACUGGAUCACUCUCCCCUUUCCUUCACUGCUGCCUGCCAGGCUCAAAGUUCCUCUUGCAAGUUCCUCGGAGGAGCUCUCCUCCGGCCAGACCUGCCUGCUGAAGGGGAGAGGACCAACACGCUGGCCUUCGUGGCAUGGCCAGGCAGCAGCGUUCACCGUCGGGACUCAGCUGUCACGGCUGUGUUUGUGUGCACCGGGAAGAGGCGGGGAGGGAUAGCACAGCCCUGGUUCAGGUCAGGAGCUGAAAGUCCCUGGGAUUUUGCUGCAAAUCUUCUGAGACGCAAUGGAGAUGGCAGAGUGUUCAAACUUUGUGCAGGUUUUGAACACCGAAGUAACUUUGGCUUUAUCCUGCAAGGAUGCUGCUGGGCGCGCCUCGCUUUGGCACUGGUGUGCGCUCCAGGCCUUUGCAGAGCAGGUGGUUUGUGGCCCUGAUGUUAGGCCAUCGUGUUUGGAAACAUCCCUGGGACUUUGGUGGCUUGCUGCACCCCCCUGACGGCUGGGUGGGCGGCUUGGCUCGAGUGCUGGAAGCACAAAACCAGAUCUGCUUGAGAAGGUGAGCUCAAAGUGCUGCGUCUUGGCCCUGUGUCCUCCCUUCUCUCUUCCGCGGUUCUGAUUUGCACUCACGGGGGGAAGAAAAUCUUCUGCCUUAAACAUCUUAACUGUUAUUCCGGAAGGCUAUUGGAUUGUUUUAUCCCCUUGGAAAGGGGGCUGGGGCUCCUAGGGGAAGGUCAUUAUGGUAACUCUGCACCAGUCCUAGUUGGUCUCGGUGGCUAUUUAAUGAAACCUUGCCUCCCUUACAUGAUGCCAUCCACCUGACCCAAAUGCUGCGCUUUGGGACAAAGGUAUGAGCUGCCACCGCUGUGGGCUUAAACUAGCGUAUCAUCGUACCCUGGGGGCUUCAGUGUCGGCUGCAACAUCAUGGGAAAAUCACUGGAGCUGCAAGAGAAAUGCAGGUUUUGGGGAGGGGGAGGAGAGGAAAGGGCCGUGGAUACUGGUGAAAUUUGGAUAGCGGUGCCCAGCCCUAUUGCUGUGGGAAUCGGAGGCUGUGCUGGCCUGGGUGCGCCCUGCGCGGUCCUGGUGAGGUGGAGGCGAGAGGCACCCACCAGACGCAUUGUGGUGUGACAUUCCCUCAAGCUCUUGAGACCAAAUUGUGAACUCUUUGCUCCAGAAAGUAAAUUCGGUAGCCUGUUUGCAUUUGUGACUAUCUUCCUAUCCUGUAGAUCCUCCUAUCAAAUGAACAGUGUUUGGAAGGGGCCGAGGGGUGGGAAUGCAUUUACCUCUUCUGAAAUUUCCCCCUUGUCCCACUGCCAUCUUCCUCUCCCCCUCUCCCCGCUGUGUUGGUCUAAAUGAUUUAUUCUAUGAAGCCCUGAACUGUAGAUGUCAAAAGUAAUUAUGGAAUGUGAUUAGUCCUCUGUGGGUGCUUUCUUUCCUCCUUUUUUCUCUUUUGCUAUCCCCUUCUCCACUCUUCUUUUUUGGCCAAGUGGAAAAGGUGAGGACAAAGAAUUGCCGCUUGCUUGGACUCAUGAUGUAUCUGUGACUGCGCUAUUAGCUGUCUCCUCUUUCCUUCCCAAAUGGAUAUAAUUUUUGAAGUGUGGAAUACCCUUCUUGAUAAGUAGGUUUAAAAAAAAAAUGCACAAUGUGAUACUGUUUCAUAGUUUCUAGGUGGUCGUAUAAAGCAAAGUUACUGUGAUUGUGUUUUUAAAAGGAAAAAGUGAUUGGUUACUAAAUCUGUCCUUUUUUCAUUAUUACAAGCUCUUUGUUUUCCAAUGA
Molecule: messenger RNA, 8464 nt
Organism: Struthio camelus australis
Lineage: Eukaryota; Metazoa; Chordata; Aves; Struthioniformes; Struthionidae
Source: RefSeq, a predicted model, not a curated record